This is a messenger RNA of Triticum aestivum (bread wheat), 799 nucleotides long. RefSeq lists its product as uncharacterized. NCBI's taxonomy places the organism in Eukaryota, Viridiplantae, Streptophyta, Magnoliopsida, Poales, Poaceae. The record is from RefSeq and is a predicted model, not a curated record.
CGCUGGGUACUUUUGCAUUCGCCCCCCUGGUCCACGCCUCGAGCGUCACUCCAGCGCAACUAAAUCACCGCACGCAAACUCCCCAAUCCUCUUCCUCUCCCCCAACGAUCCUCUCCUCCGAUCCAAUCCCAGAUCGCCCUCGGUCCAACCUCCAAUCCAGGGCCUCCCCCUCUCACCCCAAAUCGAUGGCAUCCCGUCCAUAUAAACAGCCGGCGGGGUGGCGUCCAUCGCACUGGAGCCAUGGCAGGCGGAGCAGAGGGCGGAGGAGCGAAAUCCGGCGAUGGCAAGCUAGUCAAGGCCGCCGCGACGGCCGGCGGCGCAGCACGCGACCGCGGCGGAUCUGGUUCUAGGGGCCCCGUCCGUGCGCGUCCAGGCAGGUUCCGACCGUGGUCGCCCUCGCCCUCGUACGUCAGUCGGUGGCGUCGGUUCGGUGUCGGAGCCAAGAUUGUCGACCCGGAUGAGGAUGUAGUGGGUGAUGGUGAAGCCGGUGUUGUGGCUAACCAGGACGGCGCGGCGGCAGGUGCUGGGCAAGAUGGCACGGCAGCAGGAGUGCGUCCUGGUGCUGACCAGGAUACCGCGGCUGCAGGUGCUGGGCAUGUCGCCGAGAAGACCAGCAAGUAGUACUAGCUCUGUCCUCUUCUCCAUGGGCAACAUCGGCCUCAUGUUCCUCUUCUCCAUGGGCAAUGUCGGCCUCAUGUUCUACAUGAAGACACCAUCAGGAUUAGCUACAGUAUGCAGAAGAAUUGAACAUGUGCAUAUGGUCAAGAUGUACCAUGGUUCAUGUUCAGAUCGAAGUGAU